Schistosoma turkestanicum is the source of this 212-nucleotide messenger RNA. Lineage: Eukaryota; Metazoa; Platyhelminthes; Trematoda; Strigeidida; Schistosomatidae. The record is from the annotation of a GenBank genome assembly.
GAACAAGCAUCAUGGGUAUGUCAAUGCAAUGACUCGAUUGUUAGUCAAUUAGAACAAGAUUUUAAAUGUAUUCUACAGAAACAUGCCUCAUUGGAAGAAUGGGCACAGUGGUUAGAUACAGUAGUGACUAGUAUAUUACAACCGCUGGAAGGUAAUAGUUUAGCUUAUACAAAAGCAGCACAUCAAUUAAUAUUGAAAUGGUCAUUUUACAG